Eimeria necatrix is the source of this 762-nucleotide messenger RNA. RefSeq names its product SAG family member. The record is from RefSeq and is a predicted model, not a curated record. The coding region runs from base 1 to 762 and encodes 253 amino acids. The transcript is spliced from 4 exons. Lineage: Eukaryota; Apicomplexa; Conoidasida; Eucoccidiorida; Eimeriidae.
AUGCUGUCUCUGUACAUUUGCAGCGCCUCGCUCUUUGUGCUGAGCGCCUCGUCCCUGAAAAUCUCACAAGCAGGUCAACAAGCACCAACAUACACUGCAUCUCUGGGAAAAACUGCUAAGUGCCUCAGCGAGCUCAAUGCUGCUCGUGAAGCAGCCGGGUUGACAAACUUCACCGAGGCCCCAGACGGCAAAAAAUUGAGUGAUCCAGAAGAGCAACUGCAAGAAGAUGGCGAGUGGAUGAAAGUCUGCAAAUAUCUGGUCCCAACGGAGCAAAAAGACCCCGUGGCUGCCGCAAGCGCAACGAAUCCAUUUCAGGACGGAACAUAUGCCUUCAAGCCCCUUACUGCCGCCGAACCCAACUGCGAGGAAACAGUUGAUCACUGGAAGGCAGCCUUCAAAAAUUUCACUGGCCUUCCGCCAUCAAAGACUGAAGGAGCAAAUCUAUAUAAAAAUCAGGACAACGUUUCUUUUGUAGCCUUGUAUAACCCCUCAUCCGAUGCCACUGCAGACUGCAGGGUUGUUACGUGCACUAAAACCACUGCAGGAGGCACAGUGCUGCAGAAUGAUUCAGAGCAAAGCCCCGAAUAUGGCUACGCACUGAUUUGCAAGACAAUGCCCUCUGCCUUUGCAGACGACAAUACUGCCCCAUUCACGCAGGAUCAGUGGGACAAGAUCGCAUCCUCGCUCACGGGGUCAGCUUCAAUCGCUAUUCCAUGCUUUGGUGCAUUCUUGAUCGUGGCAAUUAGCAUGAUUGCACUGUAG